AUGGCAAGUAGACCUCUCCUGCUGCUCUCCCACCCUCUAACACUCCUUGCCAGCUUUACCAGCGCGUCCUCCAGCACCGGACCCGAGAUUAAUUCCCUUGCGGCCAAUGACCCCUUCACUCCGGCCUCACCGCCAACGUCCUCAAAUUACGCUGGUUCAUUCGCGUAUACUUCGUACCCUAGCACGAUGCAGGGCAUUGAUACCACGUUGUGCUCGACCCAAGACCCGAACGAUGCUAGCUAUGCUUCGCUGAUUAUGUCGCCAAUUAGCGUCGCCGGCACCAACAUGGCGCAGACGGACAUCGCCCAGUCACAGCCAUUUAAGCCGAUGUAA
Molecule: messenger RNA, 333 nt
Organism: Trematosphaeria pertusa
Lineage: Eukaryota; Fungi; Ascomycota; Dothideomycetes; Pleosporales; Trematosphaeriaceae
Exons: 2
Coding region: 1-333 (110 amino acids)
Source: RefSeq, a predicted model, not a curated record